Molecule: messenger RNA, 573 nt
Organism: Candidula unifasciata
Lineage: Eukaryota; Metazoa; Mollusca; Gastropoda; Stylommatophora; Geomitridae
Source: the annotation of a GenBank genome assembly
AUGAGGACAGCGAUGACCUUUUUGUCAGCCCUCUCAACAGGGUAUGAUCGUGUCUGUGAUAGAACCCUGAAAUUUUUUCAAGGCGUGGCCUACAAGUGUUGGGUUGUAGCCUUUCCUUGGGUGCUGGAUUCCCUGCAGACUGGCUCCUUAUUGCCAGAGGAAAACUAUGAAAUUGUGGGAGACACAUCUGGUGGGGAAAACACAUUUGGUGCCAAACAUUCCAGGCUUUCCAGGGAGCACUUGUUCACAGACUUUUGUCUAGCAUGUGUUGGAGACAGCAGAGAGAUGCCCAAAGAAAGCUUGCAUGAGCUGCUGACUGUGUGUGGAGCCACCGUUGUCGAUGAUCCUAUAGGCCUCCUGUCUAAGGUGGCCAAGUUCAAGAUUAUUGUCCGAUGUUCUGAUUCCAGUAUUGUACCCACCAGUGCCGAACUCGACAUGUUUAAUGGAUUGUAUAAGCACAUGGGAUUGCUGACAGUGAUGAGAGAGUGGGUCUUAGACAGCCUUGGAUCCUACAGACUUCAGCCAUUGAUUGAAUAUGUUCUCAAUACUGGUGUCACCAAUGUUCCAUUCUAG